Rhagoletis zephyria (snowberry fruit fly) is the source of this 2550-nucleotide messenger RNA. Lineage: Eukaryota; Metazoa; Arthropoda; Insecta; Diptera; Tephritidae. The record is from RefSeq and is a predicted model, not a curated record.
AUGACACACAAGUCCAACAAGGAGAAGGAGAAGAAGGACACAAAGAAGAGCAACAAGUCGAAGAAGCCGCACAGCAACGCCCCCAAGGGCGGAAAAACCAAACGGCAGAAGGUGGUGGUGACGACGACGGCGGUGGCCACGACGGCGGCGGAUGAACCCAAGUCGAAGGCGACCACGAAGGUGGCCACGAAGGUGGCGAAGCACUCGAAGAAGCCUAAAACCAAUGAGGGUAACAAGGGCAGCAAAGUUCACGGAGGCGGAACUCCCAAAAGCAAAGCCAAGGGCGGGAAGUGUCACAAGCACAACAAGGACGGCCACAAACCUCAUCACCACCACCACAAAGACCACAAAACACAUCAACAUGGAACUCCCAAGCACAAAAAGGAGAAGAAGGACAAGAAGGACAAGGAGAAAGAGAAGGGCGGCGAGGUGGACAUCGUCAAGGUGUCGCGGAAGAUGAAGGCAAAAGACAAGGACAAGGAGACGAAGAAGAAGAGCAAAGCCGAGGACGAGGUCCCUGAUAUGGGCGAGCAGUCGGUGGAAGCCAAAGAGGCUAAAGAGGCGAAGAAGGUGGUCGAGAAGGCCAAGGUCGAAGGAGGAGGUGAACUCCCGAAGAAGAAGGUCGACGGAGCGGGCUUUGAGGAGCGGCCCAUUGAGCCGGGAGGGCUGGCCGUCACCGAGGCCUCCUGCCGAGAGCCGUCUCCGGCGGAAGUUGGUGGUAAAACUCCCGCAGCCGUUCCAGCAAAGAUGAUCACCACAACUCCGCUAGACCUUAAACUUCCACAAAAGGAGCCGGUCAAAACCGAGGAUGAGGAAGAGGAGGAGGAGGAGGAAAAGCUGAAUGAGAUCUCCGUAGAGGACGUGCCUGUGAAGAAGGAAACACCCCCGCCAACUCCUCCUCCUCCUCCUCCUGCAUUUGCAAUUCCUGCCACUGCGCCUCUUUUGGACACAGCAAAAACGACCUCCACCUCCCCUUCACCCUCACCACCGACCACUCCACUCAUAUCACCACAACUGUCACCUCAGGCGCCAAAGACCACCGUUCCGGCGGAGUUGGCUGUCAAGGGAACGCCCCUUCUGGGGGCCGUCGAGGGGAAGAAGGAGGCCUCGGUCAAGUGCUCCAACCGAUCGGCCGAAUCUUUCCAGUCGGUCGAAGGUGAUGGUGAACCGCCAAAGAAAGAGGAAGUGCCAAAGUCAAAGGUCGAGGAGACCAAAAAGGAUGAGACGGCUAAAAAGGAGGAACCGAAGAAGGAGCAGCCGAAGAAGGAGGAACCGAAGAAGGAGGAAUUCAAAAAAGAAGAGCCGAAGAAGGAGGAACUGAAAAAAGAAGAGUUGAAAAAGGAUGAACUGAAAAAAGAGGAACCAAAGAAGGAGGAGCCGAAGAAGGCUGAGGAGCCAAAGAAGGAGGAAGUUAAAAAGACGGAAGAGAAAUCCAAAGAACCUUCUAAAAAGGAAGAGGCAAAGAAAACUCCCGAAAAGGUUCCAGAGUCUUCUAAAAAGGAGGAACCGUCUAAGAAGGCUGAUGAGGCUGCAAAGAAGUCCAAAGUCGAGGAGGCAAAGCCGAAAGGCGAAGAGGUCAAAAAGAAAGAAGAGGGCGCUCAGAAGAAGGAGGCUCCUAAGGAGGGGGCGUCCAAAAAGGACGAACCAUCUCCUAAGCCGAAGAGCAAAGCUGAGGAGAAGCCAAAGGCGGCCGCUGAACCAGGAGGCAAAAAGGAGGAGAAGAAGGAGGCGACUAGCAAGAAGGAGGAUCCAGCGGCCAAGAAAGAUGCUCCAAAGAAGGCGGAGCCGUCGAAGAAAGAGGCCGUUUCGAAGAAGGACGCUCCACCAGCUCCUCCUCCAACUGCAGCUAAAACUGCCGAUGACAAAAAGCCUGCGGAAGCUGCUCAAGCGAAGAAGGUUGAAGAGCCUAAAAAGGAUGCCGCGACAAAGAAAGAGGACGCUACUAGCAAAAAGGAACCUCCUCCAAAGGAUGCAAAGAAAGAGGAUGCAGGAUCCAAAAAGGAUCCACCGCCAAAGGAUGAAAAGAAGAAGGAGGACCCCAGCAAGAAGGAUCCACCCAAAGGUGAUCCUGCAGCUUCUAAGAAAGAUCCUCCUCCUAAGGAUGCUGGAGCCAAGAAGGACCAACCUCCAUCUUCAAAAGGAGGCAAAGACCCCCAGCCGGCGAAGAAGGCGCCGGAAACUUCCAAAAAGGAGGGCACUCCUGCGGUGGCGGCAGCAACGACAGCAGCAGGAGCAAAACCGGAAGCCACCAAAAAAGUGGAGCCUCCAAAGGACGUCGCCAAAAAACCGGAAGCAGCUGCUCCUCCACCAGCUAAAAAGGAAGAGGAAGCAAAGAAGGCGGCGGCGGCGGCGCCACCCGUUGAUGCAGCCAAAAAGACGGAAGGCAAAGAAGCUUCAGUGGGUCCUGGAGGAGGUGGUCCUGGUGGCGCCAAAGAAGCCGCCAAAGAGGGUGAAAAGGAGGAAGAAGAGGAAGAGGGCGAAGAAGAAGGCGGUGAAGAGGAAGGUGAUGCCCAGGGAGCAGAUGGUGGUGAAGGAGGAGGUAAGGGAUGA